Molecule: messenger RNA, 1693 nt
Organism: Micropterus dolomieu (smallmouth bass)
Lineage: Eukaryota; Metazoa; Chordata; Actinopteri; Centrarchiformes; Centrarchidae
Gene: hus1
Product: HUS1 checkpoint clamp component
Exons: 8
Coding region: 116-973 (285 amino acids)
Biological process (GO): mitotic intra-S DNA damage checkpoint signaling; double-strand break repair via homologous recombination; telomere maintenance
Cellular component (GO): nucleolus; checkpoint clamp complex; site of double-strand break
Source: RefSeq, a predicted model, not a curated record
UCCGCUGCUGUUUCCGUCGGACACGGCUUCAAAAAAUCUCCCGCCGGAAGCCGAACCGGAGAAACUUCACGCUUCUCUUCUGACUGCGGGGUUAAAUUCACUGUCACGAGUCAAAAUGAAGUUUCGAGGGAAAAUCAUAGACAUCGCGUGUCUGAACCAUUUCACCCGAGUCAUCACCACCAUCUCGAAGCUGACGAAGAUGUGCGUCCUGCGACUGACUCCAGACAACCUGUUCUUCGUCCUGUCGGGUAAAGUGGCCAACGGAGGGGUCAGCAUGUGGUGUGAGCUGUCACAGGCCAACUUCUUCGAUGAGUACCAGAUGGAGGGCGUGUCCUCUGAGGACAACGAGAUUUGUCUGGAGGUGACUCCGGAGAACCUGUCCAGAGCCCUGAAGACGGUCCAGAACGCCAAGGCCGUCAAAGUGAAACUGACCAAGAAGCACUGCCCCUGCCUGACCAUCGCAGCCGAGCUGCCCACCCUGUCCAGCGUCAGUCGAGUCGUCACUCACGACGUCCCGGUUGACGUCAUCCCCCGGAGACUCUGGCACGAAUUCAAAGAACCGAGCAUGCCGGACUUCGAUGUCAGUAUCUACCUGCCUCCUCUGAAGACAAUGAAGAACGUCGUGGACAGAAUGAAGAACCUCUCCAACUUCCUGGUAAUGGAGGCCAACCUGAACGGAGAGAUGAACCUGAAGAUCGAGACAGAUCUGGUUUCUGUCACCACUCACUUCAAAGACCUGGGAAACCCUCCGUGGGGUGAUGACGCCUCACAGGACGGUGGUCCGUCUCAGAGCCGGGACCCAGAGGCCAUGGCCCAGGCCAGGGUGGACAUCAGGAAGCUGCAGCAGUUCCUCAUGGGACAGCAGGUCAACCCCAGCAAGGCCAUGUGCAACAUCGUCCAUGAGAGGGUGCUCCACCUGAUUCUGCUGCAUGAAGACGUGUCUCUGCAGUAUUUUAUCCCCGCUGUGGCGUAGACGCUCUGCUGACCGCUCAAACUAUUUCUGCGUAUUGAGUUUGGAGAAAUGGAAAAAACGGGCUGUGAACCUCUUUCAGGAUCCUGUUUGCACACUUCGGCAAAGGAAUCCUCUUUUGCGUGAAACCCAUGAGACAAAACUCACGAUGGGAUUCUGAGAGUCUGUCCUACAUUUUAAUGAGACUGAGGCCGGGUCCAGUCCCGGUCAGUGGACCUCGGGAGGACUUUACCCACUGACUUUGAUGGGAGUAAGGACAUGCUGGUUGACAAACAAAUGGCACAUUAAAUGUUUGAGAAGAAGUUUGGAUCGCUGUGCCAGAGAGGUUUGUCCUUGCAUGUAUGUGCAUGUCGACAUGCUGGUAGAAGUAGGAGGCCUGACCCUUUAAUCCACUGGGGAAAAAUACAGGUAAUGUCAGGUAAUAAGCGCUGACGACUGGCUCUUUUCACAGAAUGCGUUUUGACACAUUGCUGUAGGAAAGGCAGGAAAAUAAUGAUGGCUAGAUUCCAUUUAGCUCCUUGAGUUUGAGCGUCCUCUUUAUGCUGUCAUGUCUUAUUGGUCAUUGUUAAUGCAGCACAGGUGUUGUCGAUGUAACACCUCUGCUUUUCCUUCUAUGGUCAGUCCAAAAGGUUUUCAGCAUUUUAGUUUCUUUCUUACUAAUGUAACAGUGUUCAUCUGUCAUGUCCUUGUUAAUCAAAUAAUAAAAUGAAACUUUGAAAAAUC